AGAAAUGUUCAAUGGGGAGACUGAUAAAGACAUGAAGAGGUCAUUAACUCUUUGUGUAGAGGAGCUUACAGAUUGUAUAAAGUUUUGUUAUCUUAUUUUUGAGGGUGUGUUAUUUCUGGAUUUUAUAAAGCAGGACCUUUAGACCUUUAAUAGCAAGUUUUCUUUGAGAUUUGUCAAGAUAAGGGAGAGCAGAAAUAUCUGGUCCGGAGAGGAAGGUCACCUUAGAAAUGGAUAGCAAUCGCUUUGGUAUCACAAGCAGGCCGGUCAUUUUGCUUGUUCAGCUUUUUGGAGUAACGGCUUGUAUACUGUUGUUUUAUUGGGUUCUCCACUAUCGUGGAGGAUUGGCCUUCCACGAUGUAAACAAACAGCGUAUUUUCAAUUUGCAUCCACUUUUCAUGUUUGUUGGAUUCAUAUUUGUAGCCAGCCAAGGUAUUUUAUCUUACAAAAUAGUUCCUGUGAAAAAGGAUCGUCAGAAAUUGGUCCAUUUAACCCUUCUGGGCCUUGCAAUCAUCCUGGGUGCCAUUGGGAUAUAUGCAGUCUUUAAAUUCCACAACGAAAGCCAUAUUAAGAAUCUGUACAGCUUGCAUUCCUGGCUGGGGAUUAGUGCCAUCUCUUUGUUUGGCCUGCAGUGGGUAGUGGGAUUUAUAGCAUUCCUGUACCCUGGCGCAUCAAAGAACAGAAGAGAAAGAAUACUUCCUUGGCACUUGUUUUUUGGGCUUUUCCUGUAUGCAAUGGCAAUUGCAGCAGCAGAGACAGGAAUUCUGGAGAAACUUACAUUUGAAGAGAAUUCAAAGAUGCCGUUAGAUCAAUUCAGUUCAGAGGCUAUACUUGUCAACUCUACCGCUAUUAUUAUACUCAUAUUUGCCAUGUUGGUCGUUCUAUCCACCAUUCUACCACGAGGGUAAUACAAAGCAAAAUCGGAAUUGAAGUAGGCUUCCUGGUUUCCUCAAGGUCUUUCUUUGCAUUGUUAAAGAUAUAUAUCAUAUACAAACCAGAGCUCCUCUAUACAUAGCUCUAUAUUCACCUGGGGCUGUGGUAUAUAACUCCAUUGAACCCAGGAUAACAUUAUUAUUUCCAGUUGGACGCCUGUUUUCCUUAUUAUAUUUAAGAAUAUCGGAGACCUCUCUUCUGGUCCUCAUGAAUUUAA
Cryptomeria japonica (Japanese cedar) is the source of this 1147-nucleotide messenger RNA. RefSeq names its product probable ascorbate-specific transmembrane electron transporter 1. The coding region runs from base 228 to 905 and encodes 225 amino acids. The record is from RefSeq and is a predicted model, not a curated record. Gene Ontology annotation, molecular function: oxidoreductase activity. Lineage: Eukaryota; Viridiplantae; Streptophyta; Pinopsida; Cupressales; Cupressaceae. The transcript has 4 exons.